UCGCAGAAACAAAGAGAAGAAAAGAUGGGAGCAAAAGGUUGGUUUAUCCUCAAGCUGCUAAUGUUUCAAGGUCUUUUCGUUUCACGUCCGCAAGAAGACUUUGAUUUCUUCUACUUAGUUCUUCAGUGGCCAGGAGCCUAUUGCGAUACAACGCGUGCUUGUUGCUAUCCAACAUCCGGUAAACCCGCAGCAGAUUUUGGUAUCCACGGUCUAUGGCCUAAUUAUAACGGUGGUUCAUGGCCAUCAAAUUGUGAUCCCGACAGCCAAUUUGAUAGAUCUCAGAUAUCGGAUCUCGUAAGUAGUUUGAAAAAGAAUUGGCCAACACUAUCAUGUCCGAGCAACGAAGGGUUCAAAUUUUGGGAACACGAAUGGGAGAAACACGGCACAUGCUCCGAAUCCGUAAUGGACCAACAUGAGUACUUUGAAAAUGCUCUUAAACUCAAAGAAAAAGCCAAUCUCCUCCAAAUCCUCACAAACUCCGGAAUUAACCCGGAUGAUGGAUUCUACAGUCUGAAAAAGAUCACCAAUGCGAUAAAAAAUGGGAUUGGAUUUACACCAGGAAUCGAAUGUAACAAAGAUCCGGAGCGUAAUGACCAGCUUCAUCAGAUCUAUAUUUGUGUUGAUACAUCAGGAACUGAAUUUAUCGAAUGUCCAAGUCUUGUCGUGUCUUCGUCUCCAACAGCACCAGACUUCAAUUUCUUCUACUGGGUCAACUAUUGGCCAGGAGCAAUAUGCGAUAGCCAAAAAGGAUGUUGUCCUCCAACGAAAGGCAACACGGCGUCGGAUUUUAUCAUCCAUGGACUCUGGCCUCAAUUCAACAAUGGAACUUGGCCUGCGUUUUGCGACCAAACAAAUCUCUUCGAUAUCUCCAAGAUAUCAGAUCUAGUAUGCCAAAUGGAAAAGAAAUGGACAGAGUGGGGAGUGUGGGCAUGUCCAAGUAACGAGACAAAUCUAUGGGAACACGAGUGGAACAAGCAUGGCACAUGUGUCCAAUCUAUCUUCGAUCAACACUCUUACUUCCUUACCAAUCUCAAAUUCAGACACAAACUCAAUCUCCUCAACAUCCUUAUACAAAAAGGAAUUAAACCAACUGAUGGGUUUUACGGUUUGGACGAGAUCAAGAAUGCGAUCAAAUGCGUGAUCGGAUUUGCACCGGGUAUCGAAUGCAAUGAAGAUGUAAAGGGGAAUAAGCAGCUUUUCCAGAUCUACAUAUGUCUUGAUAAUUACGCAAAAGAGUUUGUGGAAUGCCCGUAUGUUCCGGAUAAAUCAUGUGCUUCUAAGAUCAAGUUUCCAAAGUUUCCGGAGAGAGAUCCUCUUAGUGAGUCUCUAAGUGUGAUGUCCUCUGUUUCAACUACCUAGAAAACAAGUGGGUUUGUGUUUCAAUAAGAGAGUGCAGGUGAA
Molecule: messenger RNA, 1401 nt
Organism: Arabidopsis arenosa
Lineage: Eukaryota; Viridiplantae; Streptophyta; Magnoliopsida; Brassicales; Brassicaceae
Source: the annotation of a GenBank genome assembly